AUGGGCACGAUUGUUUACCGGAAGAUGACCCUGGAAGAGGCGAAAUGGAAGUUUCCCGAGCUAAGAAAGGUGGUGCGGAUGGGGGGGGAGUGUAGCCCGGUGGAGGUGCCUGUGACCUACGGCGAGGUGCCUGGUGCUUCUGAUGCCGAUGUGCGGGAGCGGGAUGAGGGAGCUGAGCGGGCUACCGUGGACAGGCCGACACCGGAGGAGUGGAAUGUUGACGUUCAAUGGGAAGACGUGGAAGAGCUAUGGAGUUAUGAUGUGCACCCGACGCUAGGUUACCACUGUGAGAGGGAUAAGGCGGAAUUGCCAUCGGAUCAAGUGGAUGAUGUGGCAGACGCAGUGAACAAAGAUGCGGAGGAGUGGAGCGACGAUAGUGAUGAGUGGUGGCUAGCAGGCCACUAUGACGGGGAGGAAGUGGAGGGAUAUGAGAGGAGCAGGGAGGUUGUACAUGGGGAGGGAGAGGAUGGGUGGGGAAGCAGGGUAGGGGAUGGGGGAAAGCAGGGAAGGGGAUGGAGGGAAGCAGGGAGGGGGAUGGAGGGAAGCAGGGUAGGGGAUGGGGGAAAAAGGGGGAGGGGACGAGGGGAAGCAGGAAGGAGGGAGGGGGGAAGCAGGAAGGAGGGAGGGGGGAAGCAGGGAGGAGGGAGGGGGGAAGCAUGGAGGAGGGAGGGGGGAAGCAUGGAGGAGGGAGGGGGGAAGCAUGGAGGAGGGAGGGGGGAGUGGCAGUACCCGCUCUCACCCUCUGUCCUUCCCCCUCUGUGCCCCUCCCCCUCUUAUCCUCCCCCUCCGUCAAUCCCCUUCUGUCUCCCCCCCUCUGCCCUUCACCAUCUGUCACUCCACCUGUGUCCUUCCCCCUCUGUCUCUCCCCCUUUGCCCUUCCCCCUAUGUCUCUCCCCCCCUGUCCCCCCCCCUGUACCUCCCCCCUCUGUCUCUCCCCAUCUGUCCUCCACCCUCUCCCCCUUGAACUUCCACUUCUGUCCUUCCCCUUCUUUCCUCCCCUCUGUCCCUCCCCCUCUGUCCCUCCCCCUCUGUCCCUCCCCCUCUGUCCCUCCCCCUCUGUCCCUCCCCCUCUGUCCCUCCCCCUCGUUCCCUCCCCUCUGUCCCUCCCCCUCUGUCCCUGCCCCUCUGUCCCUCCCCCACUAUCCCUCCCCUCUCGUCCCUGCACUUUCGUCCCUACCCCUCCUUCACUCCCCCUCUUUCCCUUCCUCUAUGUCCCUCCCACUUUGUCUCUCGCCCUCUGACAAGUGGGGGGGAUGCUGGUGGUGUGCGGGGGGGAAAGGAGGCGGACCAGUGGGGGGAAUGCGCGUGGUGUGA
Molecule: messenger RNA, 1314 nt
Organism: Closterium sp. NIES-65
Lineage: Eukaryota; Viridiplantae; Streptophyta; Zygnematophyceae; Desmidiales; Closteriaceae
Source: the annotation of a GenBank genome assembly